Linum tenue is the source of this 259-nucleotide messenger RNA. NCBI's taxonomy places the organism in Eukaryota, Viridiplantae, Streptophyta, Magnoliopsida, Malpighiales, Linaceae. The record is from the annotation of a GenBank genome assembly.
GUCCCUCUCUUCCUUCCUCUAUCUGUCAAAGCUCAAAGACUGGACUGCUUCUUCACUUCCAUUUUAAAUCAUUAAUCAAGAUGGUGAUGAUGAUUCCAUCCAUGGGAGGAAACUACAGAAAAAAAUGGUGAUGAUUAUGGUGGAGAGAAAGAGAGAGGAAGGAGGGAAUGAGUGGAAAGAGAAAGGAAUUGAGGUGUCCACUUUCUCACUCAAGCUGAGGCUCUCUCUGCCUAACUUCAACCAAAACUUUGCUUCAAGG